This is a messenger RNA of Malus domestica (apple), 1371 nucleotides long. Its product is annotated as phytanoyl-CoA dioxygenase. Lineage: Eukaryota; Viridiplantae; Streptophyta; Magnoliopsida; Rosales; Rosaceae. Gene Ontology annotation, molecular function: phytanoyl-CoA dioxygenase activity. The record is from RefSeq and is a predicted model, not a curated record.
AACCGGGGUAAUAGUAAACGGCAGUUUACUCCCGCGUGAAUAUAUGGAAUCCAAGAUUGCCAACGUUUGACGACCUGUUUGUUUGCUCCUCGCAGUCUCAGACGCCAUGGGAAUCGUCGGAAAUCUCAGUCCUGACCAGCUCCGGACCUUCCACUCCCAAGGUUAUCUUGUGAUGGAAUCGUUUGCGAGCGCGGAGGACAUCGAGGCCAUGAGGAACCGAAUGGACCAAUUGCUCCAGGACUUUGACUGCUCUUCCACCGCCUCUAUUUUCUCCACCACCAACCAGCAGCAGUCUACUGACAAUUACUUCUAUGAUAGCGUUGACAUAAUUUCGUUUUUCUUCGAAGAGAAAGCUUUUGGGAGUGAUGGAGAACUGCGACAGCCGAAGGAACUUUCGAUUAACAAAGUUGGCCAUGCAUUACAUGAGCUCGAUCCAGUAUUUAAAGGGUUCACCUUUUCCGAAAAAGUUUCAGGCUUGUUCAUCUCCUUGGGUUACAAAAGGCCCAUUGUCAUUCAGUCUAUGUACAUUUUCAAGCAACCAGGAAUCGGAGGUGAGGUAGUGCCACAUCAGGAUAACUCAUUUCUUUAUACCGAUCCACCAACUUGCACAGGGCUGUGGCUGGCUUUAGAAGAUGCAACAAUAACGAAUGGCUGCCUAUGGGCUAUUCCUGGAUCUCAAAAGAAUGGGCUUGUGAGACGGUUCAUUAGAGGUGAAGACGGUGUGACCUUUGAUCGGCCUUCCCCUGAGUAUGAUCAAAAGGAUUUUGUUCCCAUCGAAGUGAAAGCUGGGUCUUUAGUUGUUAUUCACGGUGAUCUUAUUCAUCAAAGUUUCGAGAACCAAUCCUUAAAAUCAAGGCACGCGUACAGCUUGCACGUGGUGGAUACCGAUGGCUGCAGAUGGUCUCAAGAUAACUGGAUCAGGAGAAAAGUGGAGCCAGAGCCUCUGUACGUAUCUUCUUCUGACCUGAAACUUGAUCUCUAGAUCUCAAGGAGGGCUAUCUGAUCGAGGUAUUCGGUAUUCGAAGUUCCCGAGAACAUCUACAUAUACAAGGGGUUGUCGACAAGAAAGUCGAUGAACGCUGAGACAUUUGUUUCUUUGGACGAGCCAUAUAUCAUUGUAAUUUAUAAUCUUCUCUUGCUAUUGGCCUCUCUUUUCUUCAGAAAAUGAUUUCUACACACUUAUUUUCGCUCUUAUGCGCUUUUAUAUGGGAGCGGAAAAAUUCAAAUCCUCCAACAAUAAUCUUGUAGACAUGUUGAGAAGCACGACACACAUAUUCCCUUGUCGUCAUUGAGGGAGGAAGGGAGCUUGUAAAAGACACUUUAACGCUCAAGUCACUGUUUGUUCAGUAAAUGACACAAAAUAUUAAGUGA